AUGACGUACGCGGACAUAGUACGGAAGAUACGGUCGACGGUGGAUCCGAAGAAGAGUCACGUGCAGGAAGCCAUAGGGGAAGCGGGCAGCGUCAGGGCUCUGACCUCCAAGGUUCAAUUGGAGAUCAUGGACCUGGACUGCGUUGCGACUCCGGAUGAUGUGACGGACACUCUUAGACGAGAGACGGGACGAGACGUGGACUUUCGAGUAUACAUUUUCGGUCCGAACCACGCUGAGCAGUACAUGGCGGUCUGCGAACUUGAUUCGCGGGAAGCCGAUGCGCUGCUUCGGCGAGGCAGGAUCGAAAUAGCCUGGGUGCAUUGCCGCGUUCGGGAACGACUGACGGUGACGAAAUGCUACAGGUGCCUUGGCUUCGGCCUCGUAAAGGCCGACUGCAAGGACGUGGACAGGACGAAAUGCUGCCGCAAGUGUGGCAUAUCCGGACACCACGCAACGGACUGUAAGAACAAACCGGUCUGUCCACUGUGUUCCGAGGUUGGGCAUAAGGAAGUAGCGCACCUCGCCGGCACUGGAAGGACCGCAGACAUGCUCCUACCACAGAUAGCCGACGAACGUGACGCGGACAUCCUGAUCCUGUGUGAACCAUACAGGAGAAGGAUGACCCAGGCGUACAUCACGAACGCGACAGAGACUACCGCUAUCUGGGUAAGGGGUGCCACCCAAUUGCGAGUCUUCGACCGUGGAGUAGGGGACGAUUUCGUCUGGGCCAGGGUGGGCGCUGUCACUUGCGUUAGCGUCUACCUGACGCCCAACUGCACUGCGGCGGAAUUCGAGAGGAAGGUGGCGCUCCUAGAAGACGGAAUCAGGGACCUGCCCGGGGAUGUCAUCGUUGCGGGGGAUCUCAACGCGAGGGCGAUCGAGUGGGGAAUGACAGAAACGAACAGAAUCGGACGACUGCUACUGGAAAUGGCCGCAAGGCUGGACCUGGUAGUGGUAAACACGGGAAACACGCCGACGUACAGACGACCAGGGUUCGGAGACUCCAUCCCUGACGUGACGAUGACGUCGGACAGAAUCCUGCCGCAACUGAAACGGUGGCAGAUGGUCGAGGACUACACAGCCAGCGAUCACCAGUACAUCGUCUUCGAAGUGGCGGGACGGACAGUAACGAGACGGACGAGACCCCACCGACCCCCGCGGUGGAACCUCGACAAACUCGACGGACGAAAAUUUUCUGAGGUGCUGAUGGCAGUGUCAGCUCCUGUGACGAAAAUUCCCCCUGAGCUGACUGGCCGGCAAAGGGUGGAAAGAUUGACAGACGAAACGGCCAAACUUAUAGACGGCUUGUGCAACAGCACAAUACCGAAGCAACGACAGAUACAUAAAAGACGACCACAAUACUGGUGGACGGACGAGAUAGCCGCAUUGCGCACGAUAUGCCUGGCAAAUCGGCGACGAGUGACGAGAGCAGGGGGCGGACCCGAAAGGGAAACCUCCAGCAAGACGCGAUGCUGGAGGAAGCUCUGCGAGAAGGUGAACGCGGAUCCCUGGGGAACCGGUUACAAGAUUGUGACCGGCAAACUAGGGGCCCGAGUUCCACCGGAACUCAAAGACGUCGAAACAGCGAGACGGAUUGUUGACGGAUUGUCUCCGAAGCACCUGAUUCGGACGAACGUGACGGACGACACUGACGUGCCGGCGCCCUCCGUCUUUACCGCUGAGGAGCUCACCAGAGCAAUGAACACGAUGAAGACUGGCAAGGCGCCGGGACCAGACGGAGUACCGGCUUGGACGAUAGAUGACAGAUCACGGACUGCAACUCGCAACACAGAAGACGAAACUGAGUUUUCUUACUAG
Molecule: messenger RNA, 1818 nt
Organism: Venturia canescens
Lineage: Eukaryota; Metazoa; Arthropoda; Insecta; Hymenoptera; Ichneumonidae
Exons: 4
Coding region: 1-1818 (605 amino acids)
Molecular function (GO): nucleic acid binding; catalytic activity; zinc ion binding
Source: RefSeq, a predicted model, not a curated record